Molecule: messenger RNA, 396 nt
Organism: Apiotrichum porosum
Lineage: Eukaryota; Fungi; Basidiomycota; Tremellomycetes; Trichosporonales; Trichosporonaceae
Exons: 4
Coding region: 1-396 (131 amino acids)
Cellular component (GO): cytosol; mitochondrion
Molecular function (GO): deaminase activity
Source: RefSeq, a predicted model, not a curated record
AUGUCUGACCGUACCGCCAACGCCGUCCCGGGCCUCCCCGCCGCCCCUGCCUUCCUCUCGUCGGCCAUCAUCUCCAACGGCUUCGUCUUCGCCUCGGGCCAGAUCCCCAUGACCCCCGAGGGUGUCCUCGUCAAGGGCACCAUGACUGAGCGCCUCAACCAGUGCAUCGACAACCUCGCCAAGGUCCUCAAGGCCCACGGCUCGGGUGUGGAGCACAUUGUCAAGACCAACAUCUUUGUCACCUCGUACGAGCACUUUGACGAGAUGAACAAGGCCUACACCGCGCGCAUGCCCACCCCGGCCCCUGCUCGCUCGUGCAUCGGCGUCGCCGUCCUCCCCCGCGGCACCGACAUUGAGAUUGAGUGCGUCGCCGCCGUCCCCAAGGCCAAGCUCUAA